AAAAGUGGGGGUUAAAAGGGUCAAAUACAAGUUAAACCGGACUGAACCGGAAUCAUGAAUGCAGAUCUGCCACCCUCUCUUCUUACUCUUCAGUAAAGUAAAACUCAACAAUGGCGAUGCAGAAGAAUCAGGGUAGCUGCUGCCUCUAAGCUUCUCAUUCUCGUCGGCGCAGGUUCGACAGUUGACUAAAGAGACCGAAGAGUCAAGUUUAUCCAAACCCUGUCACCGUUUUGAAUGAAUAUUUUGUUGCAUUAAACAUUGUAUAUCCCAAUCGGACAAGGCUCGAUGUUUUUCUGAGUGGGGAAAGAAGGAACUUACAUAAAUGUAAGCAUGGCGUGGGGAACAACAAUGCGCAAGUGCGAAGGCGACAAAGAGAACGCUGGAUCGGUGAUUCUGGAACGUCCGUUGAAGCUCUGGUCUCUGAUAAUCGACAGCGUGCGGUGCGGUGGAGGUAUCCAAAAACCGAAUCGGUCAAAAAAACAGGCUGGUUCAGACAAGUUAUCGGAGCUUUUGAAACAACCUCAGUGGUGCGAGAACGAAGAUGAGGUAAAGAGGAAAGAGCAGGUUCUUGAAUUGCUUAAGGAAGUAGCCAAAAAAUUACAAAACGAAGACUCGAUAGAGGUUGUUGUUGAGGGAGCAAAGGAUGUUCGAAGGCUGACGAAAGAGGACCCACACGCAAGGACCAUUUUAGCCCUGCUGGGGGUCAUCCCCCCCCUCGUAUCUUUGCUCGACUCUCAAGAUCCCACUUUCCACACUCAAAUCGCUUCCCUUUACGCUCUACUCAAUCUCGCAAUUGCAAACGAUGCCAACAAAGCAGCCAUUGUUAAAGCUGGUGCUAUCCACAAAAUGCUAAACCUCAUCACACCAAAUAACGGGCCUCUUUCCGAAGCAGUUGUAGCUAAUUUUCUCGGAUUGAGUGCGUUGGACUCUAACAAACCAAUUAUCGGUUCUUCUGGCGCAAUUCCGUUUUUGGUGGGCGCUUUGAAGGAUGUUGAAGCGAGUUCUCAAGCUAAACAAGACUCUCUUCGAGCUCUUUACAAUCUCUCAAUAUCGCCUUCGAACGUGUGUCAUAUUCUCGACACUGAUUUGAUCCCACAUUUGUUUGCCAAUCUCGGAGACAUGGACGCAAGCGAGAGAAUCCUCUCCAUACUCGGUAAUAUAGUGUCGGUGGCCGAGGGCAGAAAGGGAAUCAGUUCUGUACGAGACGCGUUCCCGAUUUUAAUCGAUGUCUUCAAUUGGGCGGAUUCGCCCGUUUGCCAAGAGAAAGCCUCGUACAUUCUAAUGGUGAUGGCCCACAAGUCGUACAACGACAGGCAGGCAAUGGUCGAGGCCGGAGUUGUUUCUUCUUUGCUGGAGCUGACUCUAUUGGGCAGCACUCUGGCGCAGAACAGAGCUUCUAGAAUGUUGGAGUGUUUGAGGGUGGAGAAGGGGAAGCAGUUAGUUUCCGUAAACUGUGGGGGGCUGUCGGCCCCACUGUCGUCCACGUCAGCAUCGGCGGGCCCCACCCGUCAGAAAUUUUCCGAUGAAGAGGAUGAUAACGAUGAUGAUUAUGAUGAGAUGAUGAGCAAAGAGAAUAAGGCGGUGAAGCAAUUGGUGCAGCAGAGUUUGCAGAGCAAUAUGAAGAGAAUGGUGAAGAGAGCUAAUUUGGGCCACGAUUUUGUUCCGUCUGACCAUUUUAAGUCGCUCACAUCGAGCUCAACAUCGAAGAGCUUGCCGUUUUGAGGGAAUUAUUCGACUUAAACUUUCACUUGUUUAUUAGGAAGUAUGGUAUAUUAGGAAUUUUAUCUAGUACUAGUGACCUUUUUUUGUCUGUAAGACUUGUUUCAGUUACUUAGGAUGUUUAUGCAGUAGUAGUGAGGCCUUUCUUUGUGCAAGAUGCCUUGUUUGUAUUUGUUUAUUCAACUUGAAUGGCUUUUGGUGAAUUUGUUGACACUUUGUUUCUUUUUU
Messenger RNA from Erythranthe guttata (spotted monkey flower), 1947 nucleotides. Its product is annotated as U-box domain-containing protein 45. NCBI's taxonomy places the organism in Eukaryota, Viridiplantae, Streptophyta, Magnoliopsida, Lamiales, Phrymaceae. The record is from RefSeq and is a predicted model, not a curated record. Gene Ontology annotation, molecular function: protein binding.